This is a messenger RNA of Durusdinium trenchii, 1393 nucleotides long. The record is from the annotation of a GenBank genome assembly. NCBI's taxonomy places the organism in Eukaryota, Dinophyceae, Suessiales, Symbiodiniaceae.
CAUACUUUCGCAAGUUGCGCCGGAAAUCCGUCCACUUCGAUGUCAUGGCCCGCCUUGGAGCGUCGCCGGCCACGGCCCUACAGGGCACCGCAUUUGCCGGCCGUGGCCAGCUUGCCCGUGCUGCCGGCGCCAACAGCGUCUUGUACGUUUGUUUGUUUUUGUGUCUUUUUGUCGUUUGGAGUCUCAGAGUACUCACAAAACUUCUAUUCUUGAAAAGCUAAGGCCGGGUUGAAUCAAUGAUAAUGAUAAGUGCUGGACUUUUUGGACCUAAUGGCAUGUGCUCGACCCAGGUGCAUUUGUACGAGCACAUUCACGAGCACCAUCAUUACUUUUACAGGCCCGAGCAAGGACAGGUCAAGGAGACGCCCAUCACUGAAGAAGUGAGACCAGAGGAGGGACCGGUCACUGAGCAGAUGGUCACCGUCGAAACCAGAUUGGAGCGCCGGAGAUCGACUGUGGAGCGUUCGAACGCUCCCAAGCGACGUGCCAGCAAAGCUGAAGAAGCUGAGCCGAUGACGAUCCCGCGGAUUGUGGUGGAGCAGGUGGAUGGCCCACCUUCGUCAAGUCAGUCUCAAACAGACUUGGAGGAGCCGCCCGCGCCCAACGAGGCGGAGGCGGAAGAUCCGUUCCCGCGGUGGAAGAAGACGUCGAGACCCAAGCCGAAGCCAAUACCGAAACCUGCCAUGGAUUUCCUGAAAGAGCCCAAGCGGCUGGACCCACGGGAGGAGGGCGACAUGAGCCGCAGCUCCUCCAGAUCCUCCGUCCGGUCCAUCAAUUCCCAGCAGAGCCAUCGGGCGAGCGUUCGGAGGAAGGCCAAGGCCCCAACAGCUCCAGUGAACGCAGAGGAUGAGGAUUCGGUGGAUCCUUUGUCAUUGCGGCUGAAGCUCAUCCAGGACGAGCAGAAGUGGUCAGACUUCCGGCGGUAUCUCAAGCGCCACCUGCGGGAGCUGCCCGACUCGUCGAAAUCCGAGGCCAAGCAGAAGCUCAUGGGUCGAAGGGUCACAGGCACCUCCAAGGAUCGAUCCAGGCUGGAGCAUCAAAAGGCCAAGGAGUCUCAACAGAGUCAGGACCUUGUGAGACACGUUGAAGAGGAGCUUCGUGCAUGUACCCGAUCGCGCCACAAAGUCCUCAAGAUGCAAGAGACCCUCCGCCGCCGCGGGGUGCAGUUCUUCCGUUGAAUUCAGUUCGGCGCGUUCCGAGGCAAUGAUGCGCUGAUCCGAUCACGGCAUCAACAGACAUAGACAGCUGAUGUGAUCAGAACUGGGUCUCAUCCCUACGACAGUUCCUCUAAGGCGGUUUGGACAGAUGUUCCUCCUUGGAGGGCUAUGUUCGUUUGGGAAGUGUAGUAGUCGGACCUCUUCGGCAUUUUGCCUGAGGGGUUUGGGUUGCCGCC